UGAAGGAUCUGAAGGAUUUUUGGCCCCCGAAUGUGUGGAAGGACAUUGGAGAAGCUACUACAAUAACGAACUUUAUGUUCUGUAUAUCACCAUCGCGAGCCCACUUCGACUCAUCAGAUGGCUGAGGCAAUAGCGGCGCCCGUCUUCACACGGCACACAACUAGGGAUCAAACCCCAUCCAGAUCGCCUCCCCGUACGCAAGGCUAACUAUCCAGCUUACAUCGUAAAAUUAAGUCACAGAAGGCCAGAAAUAUCCGGGCGAGUACUUUCGAGGAUGGUAGUGCCAAGGAAGAAGAAGGCUUCGGUGAGCUGGUCAUGUCAUGAGAAUGUCUCGCGUAGGUGCGUCUCCCCGGCACACGGCAGCAUCCAAAGUAGCUGAGGCGAUAAGCGCACGUAAACACUGUCUGUAGCGUGUAUAGCCGUUGUAGUUGCAGCACGCAGUUUACUUUAGCAUCAAUUAUGAAGAACUCAACACGUUUGACGCUGUGCUAUUGUCUUGUGUUGUUGGCGAUCGCUACGCCACUCGUGCUAUCCGACGAAGAGCAGGACCAGAGCAGUCAGGAGGCGGUAGCGCAGGAAGAUCAAAUCACACCGGCACCGGAAGCUGAAACGGAAGCGAACGAAGAAGCGGCACCGGUUACGGAGCAGCAGCAGCAGGAAACGGAAGGAUCGGAUUCGGAUGGCGGACAUCUACCGUCGAUGAUAAACAUUCUUCUUGCACCGACGGUCUGCAAACCGGGCUAUCGUGUCGAUCAUAAGGGCAAGUGUCGCCCCUCUCUGUGAGCGAGCUGUGUUUGACGUGCCGAUCGUGUGCCCGGAAGGAACCGUACUCGACCACAAGGGUGUAUGCCGGCGGACGAUGGGUUGAUUAAAGCUACACCGAUUUACCACAAGCGUCUAAUGCCAAAAGUCCUCAACAAAGAUAUCCAGCAAUUCCAAAACUAACGUUAAUCCGAUUGUGAGUGCGCGGAGCGAUGCAAUAAAUAAAUGCUUAUCAAUAUUGCCAAUUAA
Messenger RNA from Anopheles stephensi (Asian malaria mosquito), 1011 nucleotides. RefSeq lists its product as uncharacterized. The record is from RefSeq and is a predicted model, not a curated record. The transcript is spliced from 4 exons. The coding region runs from base 460 to 783 and encodes 107 amino acids. Lineage: Eukaryota; Metazoa; Arthropoda; Insecta; Diptera; Culicidae.